This is a messenger RNA of Trypanosoma conorhini, 1356 nucleotides long. RefSeq names its product putative bystin. NCBI's taxonomy places the organism in Eukaryota, Euglenozoa, Kinetoplastea, Trypanosomatida, Trypanosomatidae. Gene Ontology annotation, molecular function: snoRNA binding. Gene Ontology annotation, cellular component: cytoplasm; nucleolus; preribosome, small subunit precursor. Bases 1 to 1356 code for a protein of 451 amino acids. The record is from RefSeq and is a predicted model, not a curated record. The transcript has a single exon. Gene Ontology annotation, biological process: rRNA processing.
AUGCCGGGGCGCGAAAAGGGGCGCCGCGUGAGGAGCCAAACGAACCCGCUCGGGGAGGACUUGCACGCCGACCGUUUCGCCAGUGCCAAGCGGCACGCGGCUGCGGCGGAGGACGACGGGGACGCAGAGGCGAACGGCAUUCUUUUGCCCGGCCGCACAACGAGCCGAAUUCUCAAGACCGCCCGCCAGCAGCUCGAGGCGAUUGCGGAGGAGGAGCAGCAGCUCGGCACCGUCGCGCGCGGCGCCGAGGAGGACGAUGCGGACCCCGGCCUGGCGGCGCUCGAGUGCCGCGGCGGCGUCUACGAGGACUACGAGGAGGACGCGGAGGUCGUGAUCGAGUACGACGACGCGGAGUCGAUUGCCUCGGAAAUCCCCUCCGAGAUGGACAUGGGGGCGGACAUGUACGGCAUCGACGACGAGGAGGCGCGGCUGCUGCAAAAGUUUCAGCCGCCGUCGCGGGUGCAGAGCCGCAACCUGGCGGACAUGAUUAUGGAGAAGAUUAGGGAGCGCGAGGGGGCGCGCGGCGCGGCGGGCGACGCACGCGACGGCGCCAGCGUCGCGGAGGGGGAGGAGGAGGAGCGGGUAGACCCACGCGUCGCGCGCGUGUACACCGCCAUUGGCACCAUUCUCAAGAACUACAAGUCAGGCAAGGUGCCCAAGGCCUUCAAGGUGCUGCCAAACAUUAAGAACUGGGAGCAACUGUUGAUGUUGACGAAGCCGCACGAGUGGUCGCCGCAUGCCACGUACCAGGCCACCCGCAUCUUUGCCGCGAACCUAAACGAACGCAUGGCGCAACGCUUCUACGCCGCGGUGCUGCUUCCCAUGGCGCACCAGCGCAUGGCGACCGAGAAGAAACUUCACCCGGCGCUUUACAUGGCGAUUCGGAAGGCGCUUUUUAAGCCCGUGGCCUUCUUUAAGGGGUUCAUCCUGCCACUGGCCGCCGACGAGGAGUGCACGCUGAAGGAGGCCCUCGUUGUUGCCAGCCUCCUGCAGCGCACGCACCUGCCGCCCGUCCCCACCGCCGUGACGAUUGUGAAGCUGGCGCAGCAGCCGUUUUCUGGCCCCCGCUCCGUCUUUUUGCGUGUGCUGAUCGACAAGAAGAUGGCGAUGCCGUACCAGGCGGUGGACGCGCUCGUCGCGUACUUCCACCGCUUCGUGCACACCCACGGCAGGGAGGAGAAGCUGCCCGUCCUCUGGCACCAGACCCUCCUCUCCUUCACGCAGCGCUACAAGGGCGACCUCACGGCCGAGCAGGUGGGGCUGCUGCAGCAGGUCUGCGCCAGGCACUUCCACUACCUGCUGACGCCCGAGGUCCGCCGCGAGCUUAACGCCGCUCCGAAUGCCGCGCAGACGUGA